UUUGGACUCAUCAAUUGGUUGUUGCGUUGAAACAACACUUCUUAAGAUUCUAUAGUUGAAGUAUUGAAUUUGAUGAAAAUAGCUAAGUUGUUUGAAUAGAUCUUUGUCUUUCUUGAAUUUCAGAGAUACUCGUAGAUGACGUCCGUGUGAAAAAACGGACAAUUUGUGAAGAAUGACACUGCAGCAGUGCAAGCAUUUUUUAAUGUAGAUAGUAAACGUACUAGAUUACAUUACCAGUUGCCGUAGUAGGACUAGUAGUUGUGUCAGUCGUUGAUGGCCACGCGCAGUCGCCAAUUUUUUUAUGAGACAUUUCGACUUACGAAUAAAAUAAAUACUUAAAAGUUAAAGUAGUUCUUAGUAGUACUACUACUACAGGAGAAGUACUACCUGCUUGUUCACAACCCGCCCUCUGUCCGGACUGUUUCAUUCUCUUUCCUACUUCCAUCCACUACCAAAUAUCUUGCUAUUCUCUUCUGGGUGCUGAUGGACUUCAGUACUACAAGUGUGGAUGUUGAGACAAGAUCUGCACUCCGCCAGCAAGGGCUUUCAUGUGGGGCGCAAUGUCACAACAACGCUUAGAGGAAGUUGCAUCCCAACGACAUCCUAGUCCUAGUGACGAGCACGAACAGAAAUCUCAUCCUGGUGACGAGUCUUUGCCCUUGCUAUCUUCAUUUGAAGAGAAGAAAGGGAACGAAAGUAAUAUUCACAGACCAUCUAGAUCUAAACGAUCAUAUGUACUCGACAAAGUCGUCGAACAAAACGAUCAGCCGCAUCUUGUCGCAGAAGAUGUUCCAGUGGUUACGACUAGUCAAGAACGAAAUCUUCUUCAAGUACUAGGACAGGAACUUCAAGAAGAUACAACGAGUAGGAGCAACAGACUUGUUGAAGAAGAAGCGCUCCUCGAAGAAGAAGACGAAGCCUGCUUAAGUAGUUACAACAAAGAGGACGGACUCGAAGCCCUCCUUGCUACUGACAACAGAACUCCCAUAUCCAUUACCACAUCAACGGCGGCGGAUUCGUCGGCAAGGGCGUCAACUUACGGCACACUUUCUAUGGCAACGCAGAAGCUAGCUGAGCCCAUUGGCCGCUCCGAGCUCCUCCCGUCUGACUUAGCAGCUUUAGAGUGCGGUCGAAUAGCCCUCGAAGAGGUGGAAAAGAUAAAGAACGUAAAGGAGAUCAGCUUAAGCCGUAGCAUUUCCUCCACAAGCUCAGCCACAAGGCUGCACCAGUCGCCGGUCGAACAAGUAGGAGCGGCCACUCCUUCGAAAAAGUUCGGGAAAAGCAAAAUGCUGUAUCAUCGGCUGAAGGCAUCUGAGCAGGGCAUGGAUGGCGUGGGAGAGGGCGCCCUAGCAGGCUCCUUAUGGCUAUUCUGAAGUUCUGAUCUGAAGAUCAUGAACAUCGUGGUUGUACAUGCGGACUAUUUUUACUACGUCGGAGAGAGAUAUAUUACUAGGACGCCACUGUCAUUGAAGCGUUUCUGAGGUUCAGGUUCUGUGGAUCGCUCAUUUCCUUCUAACUCCUACGUCUCUGUCCAGUCCGCACCUUCCAGCCUCCACACAUGCGGAGUUCAUGGCGGGGGUGCCAGCCCAAACAUCGCCGGUGCGGCAGCGAUCUACUUCGUCAAUAUUUUCCAGUGCUAGUGGUAUCCUGGACUACGCAUUUACAGCGUUAAAACAUCCAGCAAAGGCUGUGGCGGAUGAUCCUAUGUUAGAUGAAGACGAGGAUGGGCAUAGUAAUAUGAGCGCUGCUGCGCGUGGAGCAGUACCACAUGGUCGUGCGACGUCUGGUAGUAGGAGCCAUUCUAAUACUACUAGAGGACAACCACAAGGCGGAGAUGUCGUGGUCCCUGGUGAAGGCGAUACGAGAGGGGAGGUAGCGGCGAAGUCUUCAUCCACUUUUAGGAGCAGCCAUAGCGAAUAGAUUAAGUAGAGUUUUGAAUCUUGAUGGAUUUUUGAGAUCCCCUCUCUUCCCCCACUAUUUCAUUAUGAAAAUAAGAAACUCUUGAUCAGAUCUGGUUCUGGGUAGUCUACGGGAAUCAUCAGAAGAUGCAUGUCGGAAGUGAUGAAUCUGGCUCGUCGCUCUGAAGAUGAUGAUCGCUCUAAAAAAGCCACCGGCAUACAAGCAAAUAUUGGAUCCGCUGCUUCGCGACAAAAAAACUUCGUCGUCAACAGCGCGCCUGUGAUCGUGGCUCUAGUGAGCGUGCUGAUCUUUUCGUUGAAUAGCCAGCUCCUGCAAGCACUGGGUAAAACGAAGAUAGCCUCAAAGCUGUGUAACCUGUGCUUUGCGCAUAUGGGUGGUUUACUGUUCUUUCCGUGGACAGCGUGGGGCAUGGCACUACGCAGGAGAACAAAAAAACGACCAUCACCGGACCGUGCAGCUUUUCAAAACUUGAAUAGCACUCCUGAACAUAAGCGAAUUUCAGCUUCUGCCGAUCAUGUUUCUUCUUCAGAAACGCGGAAUAAGCACCGUACUAAUAUUCUCCAUGAAGAGGAUGUUCUCCAUGAAGAGGAUGCGUGCGAGGAUAACCGAGGCCCCUCGUCCUCCUCUACCAUUUCUCACUUUCCGCCAUUAUACCAGUGGCCAUUUUGGCAGAAAGUUACGUUUUUUUCCUUGCUGCUCAUGUUGUACAACUGGCUGUGGCUCUCCGCCGCCGAUCUAGUACCUAUAGCGACGGUGACGGCACUUUUUCAGGUACUUCUUGCUUGAAAAAUUACAUGUUGUGGUCACAAUGUCAAUUUUCCUGAGAUGAAAUCUACUUCAAAUAUCUUCUGAUUCAACAGGCCAACAUCCUAGCCUUCUGUGGAGUAUACUUUCUGAGAAUUUUUCCACCUCAUUCAACAGGCCAACAUAGCUUUUUGCGGCGUAUACGAAACGUUACGAGGUCAGAGCUGUAGCGCCUAUAAGUUUUGGGGAACUGUGGCUUGCCUUUUUGGCGCCGCUUUAGUAGCGGUAUACGGCAAGGAGGAGGACGGACCACGACCGUCGCCAAGUCACGACUCGUCUUUGUCUUAGGGCUUUGUACUUAUUAUAAGCUUUUCUAUCUUCCUCUGGUCUUUCUUUUUUCUAGUUAGGUCGGCUCCGCCACAAUUAUGAGUACUCACUCGUAGUAACAGUAAGCACUCUGAAACUUCUUUUCUCUAUACAUUUGCAUUUAGCUUUUAGUAUUAGUCCGAACACGUAUAUUUGAGUUCGCCCAAGAAUAAUUACGACCAAAGAAGCGGGAAUGAAUUACUCAUGCCCGAAGCUGUCACUUUAAUUUUCGACGGGUAGUGCACUAGACGGAGUGGUUCCUGCAGCCGCAACCAGCUUAUCCCCAAGUAGUAGCAGCACAGAAGGCCAAGGCAUAGUACUAGCCGCUGCUUCUAGUGGUACAGGAGCAGGAACGCUAGAUGGGUCGGGAGAGACGUCAAAUAGUCAGACAACCUCAGGUGGUGCUGCAAUAGUUGGAAGCCUUUUCGCAUUGGCGGCUUCUCUCUUUUCUGCCGUGUACCAAUGCGUUUUGAGUGAAAUGGUGGGACCGGAAAGGGUGCUCUUCCAUUAUUGAAAGCAGUUUUUUUUGGGUGCCCGAUUGAUACUUAGAUCCUCGUGACCUUAACUCCUCUUCUAAUCCAUGACUAUCUAUCGUCAGGCAUCCAACCCCGUCGGAUUCUGCGUCAAUUUCGGCUUUGCUAUAUCCUUUUGCCACUUAGUGGUCGUCUUCCCGGGAGUUCUAUUUGCCAGCGCAAUAGGAUUCGAACAUGUGGAGUUUCCGCAUCAUCUGAUAUUAAGGCGAUGAUCAUGUUCCUGUUUUAGCGUACUCUGCAUAAAAGUGGUUUUCCUUGUUUUAUUGUAUUCGUUCUGCAGCAUUCCCACCACGACCAUGAUUGUCCUAAUAAUUUGCCCUGGAAGUAUUCGAAAAAGGAAAACUGAGAAUAACCGAGUUACAACUGACUGAAAUGAGGGAGGUAGCUUAACGCCAAGGCUACUCUUCCUUCUCAUGAGUAUCUCGGUUAUUCUGAUCAGUUACUUGCUUAUUUCAGUUUUUCGAAUACUAGGCGGAAAUAAAUUUUUACGUACUACUAGAGGAGCUCGCUCAUCUAAUCCCUCCCGGUGGCGUAGCCUUCGUUAGCAGUUGCCUUCUUGCUUUCCUCGUGAAUGUUUGUUGGUUUUACGUGCUCUAUGCUGGUGAGGAUCCUUCGCUUCUGUCAACUGUCGUUGCUCUUGGGAUACCUCUGUCCCUCUUGCUCGAUAUGUUGUUUCACUUAUGGCUGCUCAUUCAAGAUCGAUCUUCGUUCAAGCUGGUAUAGUCUAGGUCUACUUCCGACUACCAUUAAUUAUGUUGUACCUUUGUGACAAGCCAACGAUCAUGCGUGGUAGUCAUUCGGCGUAUCAUUGUCAUGUCGGUCUCCCAUUUCGUCUCUACUGCACCUUAGUACCCUUAGAAGCUCUAACUGCCCUACUGCACCUUAGUACUCUUAGAAGCUCUAACUCCCCUACUGCACCGUAGUACCCUUAGAAGCUCCAACUCCCCUACUGCACCAUAGUACCCUUAGAAGCUCUAACUCCCCAAACGUUUCCGAGUGCUGGUCAGUGCGUUGGUCAUCUGUGCGUUUUGCUGAGCUUUGUGCUUUUCUAUUGGCACAAAAAACGGGCGCAAAUGACGACUCCAACUUCGAUCAAGCCAGGAUCAAGCAAUCGAGGUCACCAGGAUCAGGUGGGAGAAGAGGUAGGCGUAGGGAAUGGAGGCUCUACAGCUGUGUGAUGAAGCGUCAUCGCAAUUCAAUAGAUACUAGAAGCAGGAUACAUCAAUGGAAGUGCAACUAGCAACUAGGUGGUACAUCAUGGUAUAUUAGAAAAGUUUCGCACAUCAAGACAGAGAUGAUCUCACCAGCAGAUCAUGAAUUGACACAAGAACUGGGAACACCAAAAAGCGUCGUAGCGAGCAGGUACGAAGAUCAAGCCAAUCACGAGAUAAAGGCGAGAUUGCACUUUUGUACAACAUAUCUCUCGACAACUUCGAGUUCGAUUCUUCUACUGGGAAGUACGUCACCUGUACUACUAGAUUGGCAUCUGUAACAAGUUGAGAAGUAAAAAGUACUUCAAAUUGUUGUAUUCUAUGCAGCGCCGUACAGGAAGAGGGUUCGUUUUUGCUCCGCUUCUGUAAUUAUUUCUGUUUUUCUUGUCCUCGUCCAUCCUGAGCCAGUACUUGAAGUAAUUUCUACGCACGAAGUGUGCCUGGACAUCAAUCAGAUACUAGAAGUCCUCAGUGUGUAGGACUAGAAAGUACUGGUCGCUGAUAGUCAUGUGAGAUAUGUCUAACACUAGUAAACUCGCAAGAGCAUCACAGCUUGAACAUACGUGUGAUAGCUUUGGUGUGCUCCCUUCGCAUCGAGCUACUUUAAGAUUAAAGAACAGUUGCAAAGUCGGCUGAGACACAUGAACGGAGAUCAUGGAUGUACUACAACAGGUACUUACACGUCCUAGUACUGACGUCGCGCAUGAUGAGCAUUUGAUCAAUGGGAUGCAUGUCCUAA
Molecule: messenger RNA, 5513 nt
Organism: Amoebophrya sp. A25
Lineage: Eukaryota; Dinophyceae; Syndiniales; Amoebophryaceae
Source: the annotation of a GenBank genome assembly